This is a messenger RNA of Acipenser ruthenus (sterlet), 1951 nucleotides long. Its product is annotated as H-2 class I histocompatibility antigen, Q9 alpha chain-like. The record is from RefSeq and is a predicted model, not a curated record. The coding region runs from base 42 to 1139 and encodes 365 amino acids. Gene Ontology annotation, biological process: immune response. Lineage: Eukaryota; Metazoa; Chordata; Actinopteri; Acipenseriformes; Acipenseridae. Gene Ontology annotation, cellular component: external side of plasma membrane. The transcript is spliced from 8 exons.
AGUUUAUUUUGUAUUACUGUGAUGUCUGAAGAGUAGCGGAGAUGUUGAGGGCGGUUGUGCUGGGGAUCCUGUGCUGCGUUCAUGCUGGGUCUGCUGCAGGAACCCACUCCCUGCGGUAUUUCUUCACGGGGGUCUCAGAGGGGACGGGGCUCCCUGAGUUCAGUGCUGUGGGGCUGGUGGACGAUGUGCAGCAUGUGCACUACGACAGUAUCACCAAGAAGAUGAGACCCACACAGGACUGGAUGGAGAGAUCUGAGGGGCCGGAGUACUGGGAGAGAGAGGCUCAAAACCUUAUCGGUGCAGAGCAGGUUUUCAAAGCCAAUAUUGGAGUCGCAAUGCAGCGCUUCAACCAGACUGGAGGAGUUCACACUGCCCAGGUGAUGUACGGCUGUGAGCUGGAUGAUGACGGGACCAAGCGGGGGUUUGAUCAGGAGGGGUAUGAUGGGAAGGAUUUCCUCAUCUUCGAUAAGGACACUCUGACCUGGACCGCCCCUGUGCAGCAGGCUGUCAUCACUAAACACAAGUGGGAUGCUAACAGAGCCAGGAAUCAGGGCUUGAAGGCCUAUCUGGAGACAGAGUGUAUCGAGUGGCUGCAGAAGUACGUCCAGUAUGGGAGAGAGACUCUGGAGAGGAGAGUUCCUCCUGCAGUGACUCUGCUCCAGAGGAAAGCUCGUGGAUCUGCAGACACGGAGGUCCUGUGUCAUGUGACAGGGUUCUUCCCCCGCGUUGUGGAGGUGACCUGGGUCAGAGACGGGCGGGAUCAGCUGGAGGAGGGGGUGCAGAGUGGGGAGGUGCUGCCCAACCAUGACGGGACCUACCAGCUGAGAAAGAUCCUGACAAUGAGCCCUGAGGAGCAGAGAAGACACGGCUACUCCUGCCAGGUGGACCACGUCAGCCUGGAUCAGAAGAUCGUGAAGGAGUGGGAUCCCAACAUGAGGAGCAGCAGAGAUGUGCCUGAGAGCGGCCCUCCUAUUGGGAUCAUUGCUGGAGUCAUAGUGGGUGUACUGGCUCUGGCUGCAGUGAUCAUUGGAGUGGUGAUCUGGAAGAAGAGACAAGGAGGUGCUCAGAAGUCAGACUACAGCAAAGCUCCAAGUAAGGAAGGCUCCGACACUUCCUCUGACACCGCCGCUAAUGCCUGAGGAGAGUGACUCCACUGCAGAGAGAAUCAGCGACUCUGCAGAGAUUUCAUCUUUUACAAUCCUUCAUACGCAAUACUGCUUUAUAGUUUGAUUUGAUUUCACUCAUUGCAACUGUGCAAACCAGUAGACAAGGAACCUGCCUCAAAAUCAACUGUGUAAAUCAGCAAACAACACAAAUGAUACAAUGAGAGGAACAAGAACAUGCAUUUCUACAACAUGAUAUUAUAAUGGGAUACAGCAAGACGACCCAUUUAACAAGGAGCUGUCCUAUCCAUGCAGGGCUAUUGCAGAAACACUAACACUCACUAGUGUAAUUUAUUAAUUCAUUAUCAAGACAUUAGUAAAUUGUUCUAGUUGAAUGUUUGUCAGUCAAUUCUCAUCGAAACAAACUUGUAUUGAAUUAAUUUCCUCAUACUAUGAAUGUUCUGCAUGGUCCCUGACAGGUUUAGCAGUCUCUUAUUGUAAAUCACUCAAUAAAUAUUGCACCACUGUCCCAGACAAAGAAAGAUGUUGCUGCAGAUUUCAACAUUCCUGCAAACACUUUCUCAACCAUUCUGAAAAACCAGGAUCAGUAAUAUACUGCAGUCUGAAUCUGGAAUCACUAUGAGACACACCCUGAGGAAUGAGCACAGCAGCUGGGACAUGCACAUUUCAACUGCAGUUCAUUUGCAAAGUAUACUUUUUUAAAAGCUCACAACCAUAUUGUCAAUAAAAUGCACAGUACUGUAACUUCAAUACAAACACACAGGAUGCAUUUGGCUUUAGACCCCUGAUAAUCAGAAUUACUGAUGAGACACAUUUGUUUUGCUGGU